UAAGUUUCUCUACUUAUUUAUUAUACUUUUCAGUUUCAUACAAAAACAAAUCAUUAGAUUUCUGAUAGAGAUAUGGAUGACGAGGUGGGCCUUAACUAUGGACCUAGACCGAAAGCAGGGCUAUUUUUCAAAGAAUGAAGAACUACACGAUUUACGCAGUUUCAAUAACAAUCCGAGUCGUGCUUGGCUUUAUGCUCCUUGCUCUAAUUUGGAAAUUCGAUUUCUCUCCUUUUAUGGUUUUGAUCAUUGCCAUUCUUAACGACGGCACAAUCAUGACCAUUUCAAAGGAUAGAGUGAAGCCAUCUCCUAUGCCAGAUUCAUGGAAGUUGAGGGAGAUUUUCGCCACAGGCGUCGUGCUUGGCACCUACCUUGCUGUUAUGACUGUUGUCUUCUUUUGGCUUGCUCAUGCUUCUGAUUUCUUCACUGAAAAAUUUGGAUUAAAAUCUAUCCGAAACAACCACGAGGAGCUCACAGCUGCGGUUUACCUUCAAGUUAGUAUCGUAAGUCAGGCUCUCAUCUUUGUUACACGAUCAAGGAGUUGGUCUUUCGUCGAACGUCCCGGAUUAUUACUUAUUGCUGCCUUUCUCAUCGCACAACUGAUUGCCACAUUGAUAGCUGUGUAUGCAAAUUGGGAGUUUGCACAUAUGAAAGGAAUCGGAUGGGGUUGGGCAGCAGUGAUUUGGCUCUACAGCAUUGUUUUCUACAUCCCUUUGGAUAUCCUUAAGUUCUUCAUUCGAUAUGCCUUGAGCGGCAAGGCAUGGAAUAACAUUACUGAAAAUAGGACUGCUUUCACCUCGAAGAAAGAUUAUGGAAGGGGUGCGAGAGAAGCACAAUGGGCCGCGGUUCAACGCACGCUACACGGAUUGAAUCCACCAGACUCAGAUCAUGUGUUGAAUGAAAGUAACAACUAUAGAGACUUAUCUGAACUUGCGGACCAAGCCAAGAAACGCGCUGAAAUCGCGAGGCUAAGGGAGCUACACACACUGAAGGGACAUGUUGAAUCGGUUGUGAAACUGAAAGGACUUGACAUUGAGACAAUUCAACAGCACUACACUGUUUGAGUCAUGGAAAAUAAGAUGGA
Molecule: messenger RNA, 1081 nt
Organism: Lathyrus oleraceus (garden pea)
Lineage: Eukaryota; Viridiplantae; Streptophyta; Magnoliopsida; Fabales; Fabaceae
Product: ATPase 9, plasma membrane-type
Exons: 4
Coding region: 135-1061 (308 amino acids)
Source: RefSeq, a predicted model, not a curated record